Molecule: messenger RNA, 861 nt
Organism: Apus apus (common swift)
Lineage: Eukaryota; Metazoa; Chordata; Aves; Apodiformes; Apodidae
Product: dickkopf-related protein 3-like
Exons: 4
Coding region: 4-510 (168 amino acids)
Biological process (GO): multicellular organism development; negative regulation of canonical Wnt signaling pathway
Cellular component (GO): extracellular region
Molecular function (GO): receptor antagonist activity; co-receptor binding
Source: RefSeq, a predicted model, not a curated record
UGGAUGUACUCCCUGCCCCAGCACCUGCCCGACCAGGCAGCGCUGGGCAGAAGGGCCGGGCCCGGGGACAACCUGGAGGAGGUGACAACGUGCAGCCCGGCCACCCCAUGCGCCCACGGGCACUUCUGUGACGAGCACUUCGGGCUGUGCCUGCCCAGGCGCCCCGCGGGGCAAUAUUGCCGCCGGGACCCCCACUGCGCCCCCGGCCUCCUCUGCAUCUUCGGGAAGUGCCAGCAGCCCGUGCCCCACGGGCAGGAGGGAUCCCGGUGCCAGCGGGACGAGGAUUGCGGGGCCGGGGGCUGCUGCGCGAGGCAGCACGGGGAGCGGCUCUGCCAGCGGCGGCUGGAGCUGGGACAGAGCUGCCACGUCCCCCCCGGGGGUCUCGCCUUCAGCAUCAACCAGCUCUGCCCCUGCCAGCCCGGGCUGGUCUGUCGGGCCACCGCGCCCGGGCGAGAGAAAGCGUUCGAGUACUGGCCGGAGAAGAGCGAGUGGCGGUGCCGGCAGCGCUGAGCCCGCAGCUCCGCCUGUAUUCCCUGUAAAUAGCGUGUCGGGAACCCGGGAACCGGCCCGGGCGCCGCGGAGGGAUGGUGACCGGCACCGGGGCGGGAUGCUGACCCGCAUCCCGGCAUCGGGGUCGCCAGAGCCCCGCUGAGCCCUGCCGAGGGUCCUCGCCCCCUCCCAGGAGCCGGGCAGGUCCCAGCUCCUGCCCCCCGAGCACCCACCCAAGGCCCAUCCCAAGGAGAGAGGCUGGGGGGUCAUUGCAGAGCUGAGUUGUGCCCGGUCUCAGCACUGCCUGCAAACCCCCUGUGUGUGUGUCCCCCUCCCCACGCAGCCCCCCCAGGCACGGCCACGGGGCAGGUC